AAUAAUGCCUGCCUCUUACAAAUGAGUCUGAGUCUAAAUAGGUCAUUUUUGAAUUCAGGGGGACAGCAUGGCAUUUUUGCAUUGUUUUCCUGUCUGUCAUUAUAAGAGAUACUGAGUGAGUUCUGUUCAUUUUUCAGGUAUUUUGCAUAUCUGUUGGCGAUGUCCUGUUUUAUUAAGUGCUAUCAAAAUUAUCAGUGUAGGUUUACCUACUGCCUUGUGGUUUUCCUGUUUGAAUGAGCUUCUCUUUAAAAGGCAGGAACUUUAUUCUCAGAUCAGCCACAGGAAGCAGUUUUUUUCAGACCUGAAUGUUGUAAUUCACAGCACUGACUCAUGUGAAGACUGAAGCAGCAUUGCGAGAGAUUCAACAGCAGAUUGUGCCAGUUUCUGAAGAUUUUAGGAUGUCUUGGCCACUGGCUAUCGUCUUCUUCUUUUUCUAUGCCAUCAGUUCACUUGCGUCUGCUGGAAAGGUUCUGGUUUUCCCACAUGAUGGCAGCCACUGGGUGAACAUGAAGGUGCUGGUGGAGGAACUGCAUUCACGGGGGCAUUCUGUGACUGUCAUUCGGGCUGCAGACAGCUGGUACAUCAGUGAGACGGCUUCACAAUAUGAAACCAUCACAGUGGAUGUCAACUCUGGUGGUAAUGAAGAUUUCUACCGUCUCUUUGUGUCCGAGGUCAUUAGAAUUAAAAGAAGCAAUGGGUCAGCAUGGACCCGUUUCGCUCUAGACAUGGAGUUGAAAGACAAGUUCUUUGAAUUACACAGAAAGAUCUGCGAGGUGAUUGUGCACAUAUUUGAAAGUAAAGAGUUAAUGAAGAUCCUCCAGGAAGCCAAGUAUGACAUAGUUUUGACUGACCCUGCAAAUGGAGGAGGUGUGUUUUUGGCUCACUACCUUGGCCUACCGAUAGUAUUCAACACUCGCUGGACUGUUCACGGUGAAGCACAUUUUGCUGUUGCACCUUCUCCUCUUUCCUACGUCCCACUUCCACCAUCAGAGCUUACGGAUCAAAUGACAUUCUUUGAAAGGGUGAAAAACAUGAUUUUCUACCACAUGAGGAUGCAUCUGUACAAGCAGGUGGUCGCACCACAUUAUUCUCCUUUAGCUAAGCGCUACUUUGGCCCAGAUGUGGACUACUUUUCUCUGUUCCAAGCUGCAGAUCUGUGGCUCAUGAGAGUGGACUUUGUGUUUGAGUUCCCUCGUCCCACCAUGCCAAAUGUUGUCUAUAUGGGAGGGUUCCAGUGUAAACCUGCAAGACCACUUCCUGAACUCCUGGAGAAGUUUGUGCAAAGUUCUGGAGAGCACGGAGUUAUCAUCAUGUCUCUGGGGACUUUAAUUGGAGAGCUUCCAAAUGACCUGGCAGAUGAAAUUGCUGCUGGUUUUGCUAACUUACCCCAGAAAGUUAUCUGGAGGUAUAAGGGUGCCAAACCUCCCUCUUUAGGAAACAAUACUUUAAUCAUAGACUGGAUGCCUCAGAACGACCUCCUAGGCCAUCCGAAAAUCAAACUUUUUGUAAGUCAUGGAGGAACAAAUGGAAUUUAUGAGGCCAUCUAUCAUGGGGUUCCAAUGGUGGGCAUUCCCUUUGUGUUCGAUCAAGCCGACAAUCUCUCCAGACUCAGAGCUAAAGGAGUUGCAAAGAUUUUGGAUGUGUCUGACAUAAAUGAGAAAAAAUUUCAGAAAACUAUUCAGGAAGUCUUGGAUGAGCCAUCUUACAGGAUGAACAUGCAGAGACUCUCCCGACUACACAGAGAUCAGCAGAUAAGGCCACUGGAUCGAGCCAUCUUCUGGAUUGAGUUUGUCAUGAGGCACAAAGGUGCUGCUCACCUCAGAACAGAGUCUUACAGGCUGCCCUGGUAUACCUAUUACUCUGUAGAUGUCAUUUUAUUUUUAAUAGCAAUUUUUGCACUAAUGUUUUUAGUUUUCUCCUGGUUACUGUGGCACUGCUUCAAAUUAUGUUGUAAAAGAAAAGUGAAAUCUGACUGACUGGGGCAUCGAUCACAUAUAACAUUAUGUCAACUCACUGUUGGUUCUACUGGGUCCUUUUAGGCUGUCAUAUGAAACAGACCAAGUGAGCUUUUAAGAUAAGUCAACUUAAGUCUCACCACUAAACCUAAAUAAUUCCUGUAAAUGUAUUAUGAAUAAUUUCCUUCCCUCAAGGAUAGAAAGAUGUUACAUCAGUCUAAGUUUGUAGAAAAAUAAAUAAAUCUUCACGGCGCCGGAAUGCUAAUGCUUUGUUUUACUUUAUUGUAGCAAUAAAAAAACUCAAAAUGAAAAUAUUUAUAUUUGUAGAAUGCAACAGUUUAUUAGAUUAUAUUAAAUCCAUAAACCUUAACAAGAAUCUCUUCUUCAAUUUUUCAGCGGAGCAAAAUCUGGCACUGUAACAGAUUUCCUCAUUUAUCUAGAACCUCACUGUAAUUUCAUCAUUUUACUACAAAUAUGCGAUUUAUUAUUUAUAAUAUUUUCAAAGAACUCAUAGAAAAGUGUUAGAAUACACAUUGCAUUGCAGUUUGUUGACACAGGCACAGACCACUCAGGAUGUGAACGUGGUAUUUUCUGAUGGCUGUGGUCUCUUUCAGCAGAAUAAUGUGUCCUGCAACAGAUCAUGUGAUUCAGGAAGGGUCAAAGGAGCAACACAAUGAGUUUGUGAUUUUGACUUGGUCUCCAAAUUUACAAGAUCCAAGCUAAAUGUGCAUGAUUGAAUUGGGACAAAUCUAAAACACUGAGACAGCACAAUGCACCUUACAGCUGGUAACUGCUUUGUGCUAGACAUCACAAAACACCUUCAGGUGUUCAAAGUAUUAGGCGUUUGAUCAUAAUAUUAUGCCUGAUUAGUGUAUGCACUCUUUCACUCAAAGUCUCUUACAUCCUGUUGUACUGUUUGCAUUGAAUAAUGUGCAGUUAUGUUUUCUAGCUUGGCUAUCUGACUCAAUACGUUUAAGCUGUUGCACAAAAUUUAUAUUUCAAAAUGACUGGAGGCUUUUUUUAAAAUAAACUGUGGCAUUGAAUUUACUGUUGAAAUACUCUGGUUCAAA
Xiphophorus hellerii (green swordtail) is the source of this 3025-nucleotide messenger RNA. Its product is annotated as UDP-glucuronosyltransferase 2B31-like. The transcript is spliced from 2 exons. The record is from RefSeq and is a predicted model, not a curated record. NCBI's taxonomy places the organism in Eukaryota, Metazoa, Chordata, Actinopteri, Cyprinodontiformes, Poeciliidae. Bases 399 to 1976 code for a protein of 525 amino acids. Gene Ontology annotation, molecular function: UDP-glycosyltransferase activity.